UGACGCUUGCUCCAACGUAAAUUCACAGCAAAUCAAGCGUUUUACUUCUCUAACAUUGUUCUGAGAAAACCAAUAUGGAGGCAAAUGUGUAACGCCACUUCACGUUCAAAGGCAGUAAGAAGAAAAUCGGUUUUAUUAAUUUGAUUAGACACUAGAACAUUACACCAAAAUGCCACUUGGUUCAAAGCCGAUUUGUUCGACUUGUAAAGCGGGUAACUCGGCUAUAUGGAGGAAGGGUGGCGACGGAGAGGUGGUUUGUAAUUCAUGCAGCUUAAAAAAUGGAGGGACGAACGGAAAGGACGGUAACGGAAGCAAUGGAUCUGUUAUCUUAGCGAAAUCUAAUGGCAGUAACGGAGGAUCUGGACCGGUUCUCAGAAAAAGUGCCAGGAUCAAACCGUCCAAACAUAAAUUCCAGUCGGUAACAAAAGCAGUCGCUACGAAAGGGAAAAGCCGAAGAAUAAUUUUCAAGAAAAGUCAACCAGUGAAGGCACCGACUGCCAUUUCUACAGUCAUAACAGGGGACAGUGUUUUCCAUGAUGGCAGCUACUUUCAAAUUGGAGAUAUAGUUUCUUUGGUUGACCACGACUCUUCUGUGUACUACGCACAAAUACGGGGAUUCAUGAAGGACCAAUACAAUGAAAAGAGUGCCAUAAUCUCCUGGCUUCUGCCGUCACAAAGUAGUCCAAAGGAUAGGUUUGAUCCUGCAACAUAUAUAUUAGGCCCAGAAGAAGAUCUACCAAGGAAAAUGGAGUUCAUGGAAUUUGUUUGUCAUGCACCUUCAGACUAUUUCAAAUGUAAAUACGGUCCAUACCCAACAAUUUCUCGUGAUCCAAAUUUGUGCUAUGUGUGGACAAAUAUUCGACAACCCAUACAAGUUCACUCAACCAUAGACGAUUUGUUCAGUAUAAAGGAAAGGACAAAAGAUCUGACAUUGAUUAAGAAAACUGUCAAGGAGAAAGACUGUGGGAAAGGAAAAGAAAAGGAAAAAGAGAAAGUUGAAAAUGAGUGAAUUGUACGUAAUGAAAUAAAUUUGUUGUACAAACCAUAAUACAUAAAUGUUAAUGUCUAUGUUAUUAAAAAUAUUUCAAAAUAU
Pecten maximus is the source of this 1093-nucleotide messenger RNA. RefSeq names its product GATA zinc finger domain-containing protein 1-like. Gene Ontology annotation, cellular component: nucleus. Lineage: Eukaryota; Metazoa; Mollusca; Bivalvia; Pectinida; Pectinidae. Gene Ontology annotation, biological process: chromatin organization; regulation of DNA-templated transcription. The coding region runs from base 170 to 1009 and encodes 279 amino acids. The record is from RefSeq and is a predicted model, not a curated record. Gene Ontology annotation, molecular function: zinc ion binding; sequence-specific DNA binding. The transcript has 4 exons.